Molecule: messenger RNA, 1299 nt
Organism: Cololabis saira (Pacific saury)
Lineage: Eukaryota; Metazoa; Chordata; Actinopteri; Beloniformes; Belonidae
Gene: doc2a
Product: double C2-like domains, alpha
Exons: 10
Coding region: 4-1299 (431 amino acids)
Cellular component (GO): membrane
Source: RefSeq, a predicted model, not a curated record
UCUAUGACGGUGCAGAGAGGAGGAAAGAAGCUGAGCAUCUCCAUCCAGGAACACAUGGCCAUCGACGUGUGCCCGGCCGUCAGGCCCAUCCGCCAGAUCUCCGCCUACUUCCCCCGGCUGUCGCCCACGUCCCCGACGGCCUCGCCCUCGGCGCUGGCCCUCAGCCCCCCCGGGGGCGGGGCCGUGGGCGGGGCCCACCUGCUGUCCCCCCAGAGGGCCCACAGGUGGGGCGGAGCCGGCUCCCUGUCCCAGAACAGCAGCAUCGACACGUCGGUGGACCUGAACAGCGACGACAGCGACGACUGCACUGCUCUGGGAACGCUGGAGUUCGAGCUGCGGUACGAGCCGAGCUCCAGCGAGCUGCACUGCACCGUCCUCCGGGCCAAGGGUCUGAAGUCGAUGGACUUCAACGGUUUAUCGGACCCGUACGUGAAGCUGCACCUGCUGCCCGGAGCCUGUAAGGCCAAUAAGCUGAAAACGAAGACAAUCCGAAACUCUUUGAAUCCAGUGUGGAACGAAACUCUCACGUAUGUCGGGAUCACAGAGGAAGACAUGCACCGGAAAACACUCAGGUUGACCGUCUGCGACGAGGACAAACUGACGCACAACGAGCUGAUCGGAGAAUCCCGGGUUCCUCUGAAACGUCUGAAACCAAACCAGACCAAACACUUCCGGACCUGCCUGGACCACCCGCCUCCGCUCCCCUCCCCCACCACCAUGGGUGAAGCCCUGCGAGGGAUUUCCUGCUACCUGAGGGAGUGGGAGAACGAGCAGCUCCACAGCCUGGAGGAACGAGGUCGUCUUCUUCUAUCGCUGCAGUUUCUGGCUCCGGUUGGUCCCGGUCAUCCCGACGCCGAAGGGGGCGGAGCCGACGGGGGCGGAGCUGACGGCCGCCGCGGCGGCGGUCUCUGCGUGGGCGUGAAACGCUGCGCCCACCUGGCGGCCAUGGACGUCAACGGCUUCUCAGACCCCUACGUGAAAAUAUACCUGAAGCCCGACUUACAGAAGAAAUCCAAGCACAAAACGGCGGUGAUGAAGAAAACGCUCAACCCCGAAUUCAACGAGGAGUUUUUCUACGAGAUGUCGCUGUCGGAGCUGGUCAACAAGACGCUGGAGGUGACGGUGUGGGACUACGAUCUCGGACGCUCCAACGACUUCAUCGGCGGCGUGUGUCUGAGCUGCCACUCCCAGGGGGAUUCCCUCCGCCACUGGAUGGACACCCUGAAGAACAAGGGCCGGAGGUUUGAGCGCUGGCACAUCCUGACCAACGAGCUGCCUCGGACCUUCGGCCACGACUAG